Molecule: messenger RNA, 2859 nt
Organism: Dichomitus squalens LYAD-421 SS1
Lineage: Eukaryota; Fungi; Basidiomycota; Agaricomycetes; Polyporales; Polyporaceae
Product: kinesin heavy chain
Exons: 17
Coding region: 1-2859 (952 amino acids)
Biological process (GO): microtubule-based movement
Molecular function (GO): microtubule binding; microtubule motor activity; ATP binding
Source: RefSeq, a predicted model, not a curated record
AUGUCUACGAACAUCAAGGUCGUCUGUCGAUUCCGGCCGACGAACGCUAUCGAGCAGCGGGAGGGCGGAGAGAUCGUAGUCUCCUUCGAUGAUAAUCUACAAACCGUCCAAGUGCGAUCCGCACAAUUGAGCUCGGGCCCGGAGAAAGAUGGUUUUACGUUCGACCGCGUGUUCCCUCCAGGGACCAAGCAGCACGAGGUCUUCGAUUACGGAGUCAAGGAUAUCGUAAAGGAUGUUCUUGAUGGCUAUAACGGCACGAUCUUUGCGUAUGGUCAGACUGGUAGCGGAAAGACAUUCACCAUGAUGGGUGCCGACAUAGAUAACCCUGAGCUCAAAGGAUUGAUACCCCGUAUAACCGAGCAAAUAUUCCAGUCUAUCGUGGAAUCAGAUGCGCAUCUAGAAUACCUCGUGAAGGUCUCGUACAUGGAAAUAUACCUAGAGCGGAUUAGGGACUUGCUUGCUCCCCAGAAUGACAACCUGCAGGUUCACGAAGAGAAGUCGAAGGGCGUGUACGUGAAGGGUCUCUCCGACUUCUACGUGAGCAGUGCGCAGGAAGUGUACGAGAUCAUGAGGCAAGGAGGUGCAGCUCGUGUUGUUUCCUACACUAACAUGAACGCGGAGUCGUCUCGAUCACAUUCCAUCUUCCUCAUUACAAUCAACCAGAAGAACACCGAGACCGGUGCACAGAAGACUGGUAACCUGUACCUUGUCGAUCUUGCUGGUUCUGAGAAGGUUGGCAAGACCGGAGCAUCCGGUCAGACUCUGGAGGAAGCCAAGAAGAUCAACAAGUCUCUGUCGGCUCUCGGUAUGGUCAUCAACGCCCUGACGGAUGGCAAGGCUAAACAUAUCCCAUACCGCGACUCCAAGCUCACCCGUAUCCUGCAAGAGUCACUCGGUGGUAAUUCACGAACGACUCUCAUCAUCAACUGCUCUCCCUCAUCCUACAACGAGGCUGAAACCCUCUCCACCCUGCGCUUCGGUAUCCGUGCAAAGUCCAUCAAGAACACCGCCCGCGUCAACGCGGAGCUCUCACCCUUCGAGCUCAAAGCUCUUCUGUCCAAGGCGAAUGCCGCCAACUCUUCGUAUCAGAAGUACAUUGCUGCUCUGGAAGCCGAGCUCGCCAUCUGGCGGUCUGGUGGACAGGUCGACCAGGCGGACUGGGCUUCCCCCGAGAAGGCUGGUGCCCCGGCGUCCGCCGCCCCCAAGAAGUCAGCGACUGCUUCCCCGACACCGUCUGCGACUCGGAGCCAGACACCUGUCAACCCUUUGCUCCAGGAUCUCCGGAGCGAUUUGGACAGCCGUCCACAGACGCCCACAGUUGUUGGUUUGGACAAGGACGAGCGCGAGGACUUCUUGAAGCGCGAGAACGAGUUGAGCGAUCAGCUCGCGGAAAGGGAGUCCGCGCUCAAAGCGGCAGAGAAGCUGGUGUCGGAGCUCAAGGAGGAGCUCACAUUCCUCAAGGAGCAGGAGACGUCGCUCUCGGCGGAGAACAAGUCGAUGUCAGGCCAGCUGAACGAACUCCGUCUGCAGGUCGAGAGGCUCAACUACGACAACAAGGAGAGCAUCAUCACGAUCGACAUCCUCAAGGAGCAGAACCAGGACGCGAAGGGCGAGCUCGAGGAGCUCAAGAAGACCAUCGCGGACCUCAAAGCUGCCCAGAAGGAUGCGUCAGCGGAGGACAAGGAGAAGCGCAAGCAGGAGAAGAUGGCGCUCAUGAUGGCCAAAUUCGAUGCUCAAGGUUCCUUCUCCGAGAAGGACGAGCAGCUGCGCCAGAUCCUCGCCAAGCUCGAUGCCAUCGACUCGGACGCGGCCGUCGCCACUCUCACCCACGAGGACAUUGUCUCCCUCAGGCGGCGCUUGGGCGACACCCAGGGCCUCAUCCGCGAGACCGUCGACCGGCUCCGGCAGGUGCAGGAAGAGAACGAGAUGCACCAGCGGAGGCGUGACGAGCUUGAGUCACGCAUCGCAUCCCUCGAGGCCGAGUAUGAGGAGCUGCUCGAGAAGACCAUCCACGAUGAGGAGAACAAGCUCGAGGCGCAGUACGCUGCGAAGCGUGACGCUCACGCCGGCGAAGUCCAGGAUCUCAAGCAACAGCUCGAGAUCAGGGGCAACGAGAUCCGCACUCUCAACGCAACGAUCGAUAGCCUGAAGAGCGUCAACGAGGAGCUCAAGCGUGCCUUUGCUGUCACCUCGGCUGGUAUCGAGGGCGGCAAGAACCUGGCAGAGAGCGCGCAGGACUUAGAGCGCACCCGGAAGGCGAUCAGCGUGCAGCUUGCCGAGUUCGAUGGUGUCAAGAAGUCGCUCAUGCGCGACCUCCAGAACCGAUGCGAGAAGGUCGUCGAGCUUGAGAUCCAGUUGGACGAGAUCAAGGAGCAGUACAACAACGUCAUCCGCAACAGCAACAGCAAAGCGCAGCAGAAGAAGAUGGCCUUCUUGGAACGCAAUCUAGAGCAGCUCACCAUUGUCCAGAAGCAGCUCGUCGAUCAGAACUCAGCGCUCAAGAAGGAGGCGGGCAUCGCUGAACGGAAGCUCCUUGCACGCAACGAACGGAUACAGAACCUCGAGGCGCUCCUGCAGGAUGCCGACCGUCGGUUGGCGGUGCAGAACCAGAAAUUCGAGGCUCAGUUACAGGCGGUGAAGGAGCGGCUCGACCAGGCGCGGGCUCAGAAAGCCGCCUCGUCGUCGCCGUUAAGCUUUGGCCGGAUCGCCAAGCCGUUGCGGGGCGGCGGAGGCAACGCCGCCGCUAUCACGAGCACGGGGCCGGCGUCCCCGAGCAUGGCGAACCCUUUGGCAAGAGUGCAGGCCGAGGACUCUGGCACCGCCAAGCGGCAAUCGUGGUUCAACUUCAAUGCACGAUAG